AUGAUUUCAAACAGAUCAUGCCACAGCAUCAGCAGCAACAUUACCCUCAUGGUGAGCAAGGACGGCAAACCCACAACCAGCAUCGUCAUGUUUAUGGCCGGAGUGGUGGGAAACCUGCUGGCUCUCUUCAUUCUCGUGGUCCAUCAGAGAGAACAGAGAUCCAGAUCGUCCGUCUUCUGUAUUCUAGUCACUGGUUUAGCUCUCACAGAUCUGUUGGGAACCUGUCUCCUCAGCCCACCUGUCUUCAUCUGCUAUGCCCGCAACAUGUCGCUCAUUGGCCUGGGAGAAGAAAGACUCUGUAAUCUUUUUGGUUUUGCCAUGAGCUUCUUCGGAUUAGCACCAACUCUCAUCCUGUGUGCCAUGGCUGUGGAGCGCUGCCUCGCCAUAAGCCAUCCGUAUUUUUACUCCAUCCACAUACGAAGCCGCUUUGCCAAAUACGUACUCUUAUUUAUAUACCUCUUCUCAUUUGUAUUUUGUUUACUGCCAUACACUGGUUUGGGAAAGUUCCGCCAGUACUGCCCAGGAACUUGGUGCUUCAUCGACAUGGAUGCCUCAGAAGACAACAGCUUAGUCCUGGCAUUUUCUCUAUCCUACUCUUCUUUCAUGGCACUGCUGAUUUUAGCCGUGUUUUUGUGCAAUGGCUCUGUGAUUGUAAGCCUGUGUAAGAUGCACAGGGGCCACGCAAAGAGGCGGGGCUCCGUGGUGACUGUGGGGAGGCGAAGGAGGAUGAGUCUGGCCUGGUUCGGACAGGGCGAAGAGGAGAUGGAUCACCUGGUUCUCCUGGCGCUCAUCACACUCAUCUUUGCUGUCUGCUCUUUGCCACUAACUAUUGCAGGUUUCAUCAAUGCCUUCAACCCGUUUACUGAUGACAAGGAGAACCUGACGGCGUUCCGCUUCUACGCCCUGAACCCCAUCGUGGACCCCUGGAUCUUCAUCAUCUGCCGCAAGUCUGUGAUGCGUCACCUGUGCUCUCUGCUCAGCUGCCGCUUCAGUAAAGGGGCAGUGAAGACCCCUGCCCACUGUGCACUCUCGCUCCCCCUGGAGGUCCACCACAUCCAGCGCAGUCCGGUGAACAGUACCCCAGUUUACAGCACUUCUCCACAGGCCCCGCGGCCCCGAGCCACCCCUGUGACGAGUGGACACAGGGAAGGGCAGUUGUAUAGACUCCAAACGUAA
Molecule: messenger RNA, 1176 nt
Organism: Knipowitschia caucasica
Lineage: Eukaryota; Metazoa; Chordata; Actinopteri; Gobiiformes; Gobiidae
Source: the annotation of a GenBank genome assembly